Saccharomyces mikatae IFO 1815 is the source of this 2949-nucleotide messenger RNA. It is a transcript of the gene BUL1, whose product is annotated as ubiquitin-ubiquitin ligase BUL1. Bases 1 to 2949 code for a protein of 982 amino acids. The transcript has a single exon. The record is from RefSeq and is a predicted model, not a curated record. Lineage: Eukaryota; Fungi; Ascomycota; Saccharomycetes; Saccharomycetales; Saccharomycetaceae. Gene Ontology annotation, molecular function: ubiquitin-ubiquitin ligase activity. Gene Ontology annotation, biological process: protein polyubiquitination; protein monoubiquitination. Gene Ontology annotation, cellular component: ubiquitin ligase complex.
AUGGUCAAAGAUUUGAAUGAGCCCGGUUUUCUACCGAAGAGGAGGCCUUUGCUGCGUCCUCAACGGUCUGAUUCCAUGGCCAAUAAUCCGGCAUCUGUGAAUGUUAAUGCAAGCACAAGGGGUCGUGGUAGACAAAAACAAGAGUCUGGUAAGGACAGUUCGAGGUCACCAUCGUUACACUCUCCAAAAUCAUGGAUAAGAAGCGCGUCUACAACGGGAAUUCUUGGACUGCGGCGUCCAGAGCUAGCACAUUCUCAUUCGCAGGCUCCUCCGUCUGCUGCACCUGUUGGAAGUAACCGAUCUCCUUUGAGAAGAUCUACCGCGAAUGCAACUCCCGUCGAAACUGGUAGAUCGUGGACAGAUGGCGAUAUUAACAACGUUGUGGACGUUCUGCCCUCCUUUGAGAUGUACAACGCCCUGCACAGACACAUCCCGCAGGGGAAUGUCGAUCCAGAUAGGCACGAUUUCCCACCUUCAUAUCAGGAGGCCAAUUCAACUGUAACUAGUGCUGUAGGCUCGAGCACCGUAGGCUCGAGCACUGAUCUCUCACAUCAACCAUUGUCUACGAACGCAUUGGGUGCCACAUUGGGUGCCACACGUUCUUCGUCAACAUCUAAUUUAGAAAAUUUAAUUCCACUACGAACUGAACACCAUAGUAUUGCGGUACAACAAUCAACUGUCGUUGAUGAGGAUUUGGUGGAGGUUCCUCCGAUACUUGAUGAUUUGAAUGACGCAGACAAUAUUUUCAUUGAUAAAUUGUACACUUUACCAAAAAUGUCCACGCCCAUCGAAAUUACAAUAAAGACCACGAAGCAUGCACCAAUACCACACGAGAAGCCAGAAGAAGAAUCCAUUCUUAAAGAGUAUACGUCGGGUGAUUUAAUUCAUGGUUUUAUUACUAUUGAGAAUAAGUCUCAAGUGAGCCUGAAGUUUGAAAUGUUCUAUGUUACUCUGGAAUCUUAUAUUUCCAUAAUUGAUAAGGCCAAAGGCAAAAGAACAAUCAAACGGUUUUUACGAAUGGUAGAUUUAAGUGCCUCUUGGUCCUACUCGAAAAUUGCGCUGGGGUCCGGUGUGGACUUUAUUCCUGCAGAUGUUGACUACGAUGGUUCCGUCUUUGGGUUAAAUAAUAGCCGGGUUUUGGAACCCGGAGUCAAAUACAAGAAAUUUUUUAUCUUCAAGUUGCCAUUGCAACUACUAGAUGUUACCUGUAAGCAGGAGCAUUUCUCUCAUUGCUUGUUGCCUCCCAGUUUUGGUAUAGACAAGUAUAGAAAUAAUUGCAAGUACUCCGGGAUCAAAGUUAACAGCGUCCUUGGGUGUGGUCAUUUAGGCACAAAGGGCUCGCCCAUUUUGACCAAUGAUAUGUCUGACGAUAAUCUCUCAAUCAACUACACUAUUGAUGCUAGGAUUGUUGGAAAGGACCAAAAAACUUCCAAAUUGCACAUUAUGAAGGAGCGUGAAUAUAAUUUAAGAGUCAUUCCUUUUGGUUUCGACGCCAAUGUCGUCGGGGAAAGAACCACUAUGAAUCAACUGAAUGAUUUCACCAAAUUAGUACAGGAAAGAUUGGAAGCCCUUAAAAAAAUUUUCCAAAGGUUAGAGAAAAAGGAACCUAUAACGGAUCGCGAUAUCCACGGUGCAGACCUAAGUGGCACUAUUGAUGAUUUCAUAGAAUCUGAUUCUCAAGAAAUUUUACAGAGGAAACUGGAUCAACUACAUAUCAAGAAUAGGGAUGAUUAUUUGGUCAAUUACAACGAUUUGAAGUUGGGUCAUGAUAUAAACAGCACUCGCACUGGAAGUAGUAGCUAUAAUACUAAUAGAGCAUGGGGUUCUUUUGUUGAAAGUGAGUUGAACUAUAAACUGAAAAACAAAUCCAACACCUCGUCAUUCCUGAACUUCUCUCACUUUUUAAACAGUAGUUCCAGUUCAACGUCCAUUUCUUCAAGUGCUUCAAAGAACAAUCACGACCUGACAAGUAAUAAAGAAAGGACUGGUUUAAUACUAGUAAGGGCUAAGAUUCCAAAACAGGGCUUACCAUAUUGGUCUCCUUCAUUAUUGAGAAAGACAAAUGUUUUCGAAUCUAAGAGCAAACACGAUCAAGAAAAUUGGGUGAGAUUGUCUGAGUUAAUUCCUGAUGACGUGAAAACCCCACUGGAAAAAAUUGAUUUACAAUUAACCUGUAUUGAAUCCGAUAAUAGUUUACCUCAUGAUCCACCAGAGAUUCAAUCAAUUACCACAGAACUAAUAUGUAUAACAGCUAAAUCUGAUAAUUCUAUCCCAAUAAAACUCAAUUCCGAAUUGUUGAUGAAUAAAGAAAAGCUAACGGGUAUCAAAGCAUUGUACGAUGAGUUCCAUUCAAGAAUUUGUGAAUAUGAAACUAAGUUCAACAGAAGUUUUCUUCAGUUAAAUGAGUUAUACAAUAUGAAUAGGGGAGACCGUAGGCCGAAGGAGCUGAAAUUUACUGAUUUUGUUACGUCGCAACUGUUUAACGAUAUUGAAAGUAUUUGUAAUUUGAAAGUUGGUGUUCACAAUUUAUCAAGCAUAUUUAAAAAACAAGUAAAUACUUUAAAGCAACAUCCAAAGCACACACCGUCUGAGGAUUCAAUAUCGCACGCAGUUAACGGUAAUUCAUCGCUACCCAAUUCAGCAUCAUUGACGCCGGUAACUUCCUCAUCCAGGAGUAGUUUAUUUCUACCAAGCGGUAACUCAUCCACUUCUCUGAAGUUUACGGACCAAAUUGUCCAUAAAUGGGUUAGAAUCGCGCCUUUGCAGUACAAAAGAGACAUUAAUGUGAAUUUGGAAUUUAGUAAAGAUAUUAAGGAAACUUUAAUUCCAAGUUUCGAAAGUUGUCUGUGUUGUAGGUUCUAUUGCGUUCGAGUAAUGAUCAAAUUUGAUAAUCAUCUUGGAGUAGCAAAAAUUGAUAUCCCUGUUUCUGUUCGGCAAGUGACAACAUAA